Molecule: messenger RNA, 2412 nt
Organism: Marasmius oreades (fairy-ring Marasmius)
Lineage: Eukaryota; Fungi; Basidiomycota; Agaricomycetes; Agaricales; Marasmiaceae
Exons: 19
Coding region: 29-1717 (562 amino acids)
Biological process (GO): lipid metabolic process
Molecular function (GO): triacylglycerol lipase activity
Source: RefSeq, a predicted model, not a curated record
GUAGAAGGCGCGCAGGUGCGUGGGACCGAUGGCCGAGCCUUGUUCCUACGGGCAGCACGUUUUGCUCGAUACCAUGGCUUCCCUUUACGCUGACUACGUCAACGAGUCGCAUAUUCAAGCCUUUCAUGAAGCCCUCCAAAAUGAUGAAUUCAACUAUUUCGAUUUCGCUGCUUCACCUAAUCCUUCCGCAUCACCCAAUAUGUCGCCAACAAACAGUAUUCGCGUUCAGAAAGUGUCUGCCUUGAGUGACUUUGCCCCUGUUAAUCUUCGUGUAAAGAAAAAGAAGAAGAGAGAUCAAAUGCACGAUAAACGACAUGACUGUUUGUACCUCCUUCUUCGUUGGCCUAUCCUUAUUUUCAUCUUCAUCUUCAUAACCGCCGAGUUCGGGCUGUAUGUUGUUAUCCGACAAGUUGUGAAUGGGAAAGAAUGGAUAUCCGCGUGGCGAGGCAAGAAAGGCGCGUUGCGCAAACGUCUGCGUGCCGCACGAAACUACGAGGCGUGGAAAGAGGCGGCGAGGGUAAUGGAUGACUACCUAAAUCAUGAGGAGUGGAAAAACAUCGACGAAGAUAACUUCUAUGACUGGAAACUGAUAAGAAAAGUCACCAGAUCGUUGAAAGUACUCCGGGAGAAACAUGACGUCAGAGGAUGCCUCGGAGUAUUGGAGACAUGCAUAAGGGCGAACUUUGCUGGAAUCGAAUCGUCAAGGCUCUAUAGCGAGACUUAUCUUGGAACGAAGAACCUCAUCGAGUCCUAUUACGAUGAAGAGGAGAGAGCACUGGAGUUCAUACGCGAAUCUACCCAACUCACCGUGGAUGAAAAGAAGAAGUUCUUCAAGAGUGCUAAUACGAACUUCGGGAUAUCAGCGUUGUGUUUAUCCGGGGGUGCUUCAUUCGGAUACUAUCACGUCGGGGUGCUCAAAGCCUUCGUCGAAGCGAAUCUCCUUCCGCGUGUUAUUACCGGUACAAGCGCCGGUGGACUCAUAGCAGCCCUUGUAUGCUGUCGAAAGGACGACGAGCUGGAGUCGGUGCUAGUCCCGGAACUUGCGAACAGGAUAACCGCCUGUGAGGACCCUAUUUCUGUCUGGGCUCGUCGUGCCUGGAAGACCGGUGCUCGAUUCGAUAGCGUCUUAUGGGCUCGGAAAGCCACGUUUUUCACCCUCGGAUCCCUCACGUUUGCGGAGGCAUAUGCAAGAACUGGCCGUAUAUUGAACAUUUCCGUCAUUCCUGCUGAUCAAAAUUCGCCUACAAGGCUUCUGAACUACAUCACUGCCCCAGAUUGCGUGAUAUGGUCUGCUCUCUUGGCGUCAGCUGCUGUCCCUGGAAUAUUGAAUCCAGUUGUCCUCAUGCAAAAACUCAAAGACGGGACCAUCAUACCUUGGGAGUUUUCGUCGAAAUUCAAGGAUGGCAGUCUCAGAGUAGAUAUUCCUAUUCAGAGCUUGAACCUGUUCUUCAAUGUGACCUUUCCUGUCGUCUCCCAAGUAAACCCUCACGUGCACCUCUUUUUCUUUGCUCCUCGAGGUUCUGCAGGCAAACCUGUCGCUCAUAGUAAAGGGAAAGGAUGGAGAGGCAAUUUCUUAUUGUCGGCUGUUGAACAAUGGUUGAAACACGAGCUCACUAAGAACUUCAAGGUGAUAAGGGAUCUGGAGUUAUUGCCCACAGUAUUAGGUCAAGAUUGGUCGAGCGUAUUCUUGCAGAGAUUCGACGGAGCUGUUACGUGAGCAAUCUACCCUUCGAGAAGACAGCUGACGAAUCCCCUCGUAGCAUCUGGCCACGCACUAGACUAUGGGACUGGUUUCGCAUUCUGACCGAUCCCGAUCCCCUUGAGCUUGAACGAAUGAUAGAAGUAGGGUCCUUAGUGACAUGGCCAAAGCUGCAUAUGAUCGAAAACCGAAUGAGGAUCGAAAGGCAAAUAUAUCUUGGACGACAGUUUGUCAGAAGAGCGUUGAGGGCACCAGCAAUACAUAGUGCUCACGCGCGAAACGCGCUUCGUAUCACCGCAAACCCAGGAAAUUCAGAUCAGACCACUCUAUCGAUUGACAGUGAUACCGACAGAGCUUUUGCCUAUGGACCGCGUCGACUACACCAUAUUCGACGAGGAUCUGGGAAUAACUCCACCCCUUCCAGGAAGGCUUCAUCCGAAAAUCUGAACCCAAUGUCCCAAACACCAAAGAGAGGGGAGCCUGUGGGCGCUAAAGGUGUUAAUGGGGGUGGCACCCAGUCAUUUUUAACCAGGUUACGCACAAGGCCCUUCCCUAAUGUCCAGUCCCAGUCAAGGCCACAGACAUUAGAUAUGGUAGGGUUUGAAGAUGAGGAAUGGAGCAGCGAUAAUAGUGAAUCAGAGUAGAUUAAGAGCGUCCACAGCUCGUCUGUACUAAUAUCUACAAUAAGUCAUAAUUUUUUUUACGCAACACGG